AAAUUUACUAAAAAGGAGUGCUGUUCUGAACACUUAUUUUUCUCCAUUUAGUUUUGGCACUCAUUCCAGAGUCCAGUUUAGAGUUAGAUUUGUCAUGUUGCUCCCAUUCCCCACAAAUCUUUUAUAGACCCACCUAAGUUCUCUCUUCACACCUACUCUACCUUCUGUUUCUGACCUCAUAAUCCCUCAACUACAGCCUCAGGCCCCACCCCUAGGGAUACUGACUAUCCACUUCUGCCAAUAGUUCUCUCUCCAGAGUCUGCCCAGCCUGGGCCUCCUCAGCCUAUGAGGUCCAUCUGUCCCUCUGGUCCCCCAACCCUAUGGGCCCACUUGGCCCCCCAGGGCCUCUAGAACACUCUCGUUCUACAUGACUCAUCAGGGUAUUCUCUGAAGAGUGAGAUGACCUUGAAAGCAUGUUCAUCUUCAUCAAACAUGGAGAUAAUCAGCAGUUUCUGGUCAAUACCAAUUGCUCUGUUUUCCCGUUGCUACAUUACACUCGCAGUAAAGUGGGGUUGCGUAAAACAGCUGUCCCGAUUACUCUGUGGCCUCCCUCCAGACACCAUCGAUUUGUGUGAUGAAUCGGGGACAAUGAAGUUGCUUUUCCUGAUGAAGACCCCUGGAGAAUAUGCCAGCAAAUUCCUUACAGCUCGGGACACCUAUUAUGUUUGUAAGGUGGAGCGUGGGGCACCAGGAACCAAACUUGAGAAUGCCUACAGAGCUUUUGUGCCCAUUCUGAAGAAUCCAGAACCUGAGCUACUUGAUGCCCUGCGCACACAAUGUGACUUCAUGGAGAGGAGCCGAGUGAAAAUGCUUAGAACCCUGGAAGCCAAGAAGGUCACUCCAAUUGAAUCCACCAUGAAUCUUCCAUCCAAAUCAGGAAGAUCAGAAGAAGAUGGGCCCCCUCCCACUCGUAGGGGCCCUCCCUUUAAGACCAGAGCAGACAAUCUCGGUAGGAGGGAUAAACAUCGCUAACUCAAUAAAGUGACCAAGUGAGAGCAGUAA
Ictidomys tridecemlineatus (thirteen-lined ground squirrel) is the source of this 1002-nucleotide messenger RNA. NCBI's taxonomy places the organism in Eukaryota, Metazoa, Chordata, Mammalia, Rodentia, Sciuridae. The record is from RefSeq and is a predicted model, not a curated record.